Colletotrichum spaethianum is the source of this 1383-nucleotide messenger RNA. Its product is annotated as D-serine dehydratase. The record is from RefSeq and is a predicted model, not a curated record. Bases 1 to 1383 code for a protein of 460 amino acids. Gene Ontology annotation, biological process: D-serine catabolic process. NCBI's taxonomy places the organism in Eukaryota, Fungi, Ascomycota, Sordariomycetes, Glomerellales, Glomerellaceae. Gene Ontology annotation, molecular function: D-serine ammonia-lyase activity. The transcript has 2 exons.
AUGUCUAUUCCGCAACGUACCGCUCCGGCUUUGGAGGAUCUUAGAGAAUUUUACAUCGGUAAAUAUGCGCAAAGUGUCCCUAAGCCUGCAGCGGUUUUGGACGCUGCCAAGAUUAGAAGGCAUUGCCAGUCGAUGCUAGAUGCCGUGGAUGCGCUGGGAGUGUCGUUCCGAGCUCAUCUAAAAACUCACAAGACUAGGGAAGUCGCUCGUCUCCAGGCUGGAGAAGAGUGCCAGCAUGUCAAUUUCAUUGUCUCUACUGUGGCAGAGAUCGACUUCAUGCUGCCUGUUUUUGAAGAAUAUAAGCAGGCAGGCCGCAGUGUCAACAUACUCUAUGGAGUUCCACUCCUUGGAUCCCAAGUCGAUCGAUUAGCCACUUUGAGCAAACAACUCGGGAGGGAAGGUCUUACAGUCAUGGUUGACCACCCUUCACAGCUUGACUCCGUCAAGCGUCUGCAUGGACUUACCGGAUUUCCUGUGGGCGUCUUCUUGAAGGUGGACACUGGCUAUCAUCGCGCAGGUUUGCCGGCAGCGGCACUCAACAAAGAAGGGCUACUAGAACAGCUCAUCCAAUUCGACGCAGAAAACCGAGCAACCUUUGUGGGAAUGUAUUCUCACAGUAGUCUGAGCUACAAAGAUACAACGGCUGAUCAGGCGAUGCACAACCUGGCUGCCGAGAUCGAGGGAUGCCUGGAAGCCCUUCACGCCAAUGCAGAUAUUCUCCAGAGCAAGGGCCCAAGAGAGAUUGUCAUCAGUGUCGGCGCGACCCCACAAGUCACAGCCAUUGAGAACCUGAUGGGAGACGCUGCUGGCGGGCCGGGCGAAAAGCGUCUUCGUGAAGCAAUUGCCAAAGUCGAGGGUGGCUUGCAAGACGGAUUGGGAUCGAAGCUCGAGCUCCAUGCUGGCGUCUACUCCGUUCUCGACAUGCAGCAGAUGUCUACUCGCUCGAGGACAGCCCUCGGCAGCUAUGAGGACGAGGUGGCUAUCACUGUGCUAGCAGAGGUUUGUAGUGUUUACAACGACGGCGAGCGAGAGAAUCCUGAGGUUUUGAUUGCUGUUGGAACGUUGGGUUUGGGAAGGGAGCCUUGUCCUUCAUACAGCGGCUGGGGUGUUACCGGCCCUCACCCGUUUCCUGAGUCUGAGAAAGGUCGGAGACUUAUUGUGGAGAGGAUUAGUCAGGAACACUCCAUCCUCUCAUGGGACUGUGGCUCAGAGAAGAAAGUUGAUCUGCCGCCAAUCCCAUUGGAAGUUGGGCAGACGAUUAGCAUUUAUCCUAACCAUGCGUGUGUCACGGGCGCUCUGUACGGUUGGUAUCUGGUGGUGGACUCAAGCAGGCCCAAGAAGACGGAGAUUGUGGAUGUUUGGGUUCGGGGAUCUGGAUGGUAA